Messenger RNA from Vicia villosa (hairy vetch), 780 nucleotides. RefSeq lists its product as uncharacterized. Lineage: Eukaryota; Viridiplantae; Streptophyta; Magnoliopsida; Fabales; Fabaceae. The coding region runs from base 1 to 780 and encodes 259 amino acids. The transcript has a single exon. The record is from RefSeq and is a predicted model, not a curated record.
AUGGUGACACCGAGCAUGGAAAACUUAUCAAUAAAUGAUGAAUACGAUUUAGAAGGGUUUUGUUUUGAUGUGGAGGAGGAUGGUGAUGAAGUUUCAGAUCUCAAAUGGUGCCUUGUCGGUAGAUUCCUAUGUGAUAGAUUUAUUCAUGUGCAAGCUAUGAAGAAUAAAGUUGCAGAUGUGUGGAGUCCGAUGAGGGGAGUUAAGGAAGCGAAAUACGGUUUAUUUCUUUUCCAAUUCUCGCACAAACUGGACAUGGAUGCAAUGUUACAAGGCAGACAAUGGACAUUUGAUUCACACCUCUUGAUUAUUGAGAAGGUAAGGAUUGAAAUGCAGAUUGAAAAUAUACCUUUGUAUCAUGUUGAUUUCUGGAUUCAAAUCCACAACUUACCAGCGGGAAUGAUGAUGGAAAAAGUUGGGAAAACAUUGGCAAAUUUCAUCGGGGCUUUUGUGGAGUAUGACAAAAAUAACAACACCAGUUACUGGCGCGAGUAUAUGAGAAUUAGGGUGAAGAUUGAUGUGAGGCAACCAUUGAAGAGGCAAAGGAGAAUCAAGAAUAAGGGAGGUUUCUGGUGCGUUGUUAAAUUCAAAUAUGAGAAACUGAGUUUAUUUUUCUUCGUUUGUGGAAAAUUAGGACAUUCAGAGAACAAAUGUGAGAUUCGUUUUGCUAUGGUGGAAGACAACGACAUAAGAGAAAGUUCUAAUGAUUUAAGGCUGAUACCAGACGUUAUGGCGGUGGUUCCUCUUCUUGGUGGCUUAAAACCGAUGCAGACAGUAGCAUGA